Archocentrus centrarchus (flier cichlid) is the source of this 2418-nucleotide messenger RNA. It is a transcript of the gene dmrta2, whose product is annotated as DMRT-like family A2. Gene Ontology annotation, molecular function: protein binding; DNA-binding transcription factor activity, RNA polymerase II-specific; RNA polymerase II cis-regulatory region sequence-specific DNA binding. Gene Ontology annotation, biological process: sex differentiation; germ cell development; regulation of transcription by RNA polymerase II. NCBI's taxonomy places the organism in Eukaryota, Metazoa, Chordata, Actinopteri, Cichliformes, Cichlidae. The transcript has 2 exons. The record is from RefSeq and is a predicted model, not a curated record. Gene Ontology annotation, cellular component: nucleus. The coding region runs from base 398 to 1747 and encodes 449 amino acids.
AUCUCUGGAGGAAGUUAGUGUCUCAGGCUUCGGCGAGUAACAACCUCAGCUCCUCCUGGACAGUUUUAACUUUCUGUCGAGGAGGAAUGAUCGUUCCUCUCGGCUCAGACUCUUUUCGGAUUUAAAGUUGACUGCACAGUCAUAUUUUUGCUUUUUCGAUAUAGAACAUUUGGACAGUUUCUCCCAGACUUCUGAUCACUGAUUUUAUUUUUUCUUUUUGUUAAUUUUUUUCUUUUGUUUAGUCUGACAGCAGAAAUUAUUGACUUCACCUGCUGUUCAGAGAUGCUAAAAACCACCGGGCAUCAGAUCAGUUCGACUUUAGUUUAACUUAUACAGAUCGUUCACAUAUCGCCGAUUUCUUGUUAAAACGUUAAUUAUACUGGUGACGAACACGGGUAUGGAUCUGAGACCGGAACACCCCACAGCCUCCUCCGCCUCACAAGUCCACCCAGGAGCCGCGGCAGCGGCCGCAGCAGCCUCCAUCCCGGUGUCCAUGGCUGGUAACCUGCUGCGCGGCCCCCCUCUCCUCCUGCGGGCCGCGGACAAGUACCCGCGCACUCCGAAGUGUGCCCGCUGCAGAAACCACGGUGUAGUCUCCGCACUGAAGGGCCACAAGCGCUACUGCCGCUGGAAGGACUGUAUGUGCGCCAAGUGCACCUUGAUCGCGGAGAGGCAGCGAGUGAUGGCAGCUCAGGUGGCGCUGAGGCGGCAGCAGGCUCAAGAAGAGAACGAAGCCCGGGAGCUGCAGCUGCUGUACGGCACGGCGGAGGGACUCGCUAUCGCCGCUGCCAACGGCAUCAUCCCACCGCGUCCAAACUACGAGGUUUUUGGCUCUGUCAGCAGCGAAAGCAACUCAGCAGAUUCAAGUAUCCAGAAGUAUGAGCUGUUUCCUAAAAGCCAGCUCUCCGGGUCCGCAACCCCUCAGCAGUCUGUUGGGAAACCGGCUUCCACCGAAAGUGAUUCAGCCCCCGGCAUCUCAUCCCCUGACGGCCGGCACGGAGGCUCUGGUUCAGAGAACGGAGACAGCGAGUCUUUCAUCAGCUCACCGGUAUCCAAACCUUUAAAAGACGGAGAGGAAACCCCUGGGUCCGUCAGCUCUCUUGGCUCGGAUUCAGGUUCUGAGACCGACAAAGACGAGCAGGAGCCCUCCCCUUCCUCUGCGGCUUCGCGGCACAUGAACGCCAUCGACAUUCUGACCCGAGUGUUUCCCAGCCACAAGCGAAGCGUCCUGGAGCUCGUUCUGCAGGGCUGCGGUAAAGAUGUGGUGCAGGCCAUCGAGCAGAUCCUCAACAACAGCGGCGCUCAGGGCCCCAACAAGGCCGGGCCAGACGAAACGUGGACGGCAGAGAGGAUGCUCCAAAAUGCACAGCAGCCUCCGCCGACAACGGCAACCACAACCGCCCCGACCAGGCCCAUGCUCCCCGGAGCUAUGACGCUGAGUAACCGCUCUGCGUUUUCUCCUCUGCAGCCAAACGCACCGCACUUCGGCGCAGACCCCAGCACCUACCCUCUGGGCACACACUUGGGACUCAACCCGCUGCGGCUGGCCUACUCGGCGCACAGCCGGGGUCUGGCUUUCAUGACACCCUACUCCACCACCGGGCUCAUGCCCACUUUGGGCUUCAGACCUCCAAUGGACUAUGCAUUUAGCGAUCUGAUAAGGGACAGGACAAUGCUGCACAAGGAGCAAGGCUAUGCCAGCGGUCUGUAUGGGCCUUUGGUCAACAACACACCGGAGAAACAGUGAAGCUGGUGGACUGAUCAUAGAGACACAUUCCAUUGUAUUUGUAGCCACAAGUGUUGAAAAUCUGUGAUGUGUUCUGGCUACGGGCUGCUGUACAUAAUAGGAUUAUCUGGCUUGUAGUCAAAUGGUCUGAGAGGGAUUAAAACACACACACACACACACACACACACACACACACACACACACACACACACACACACACACACACACACACACACACACACACACACACACACCCACACACAAAUAUGUGCAACUUUCAAAAAUAAUUUUAUAUGUUAGACCACAAAAGUUUGAAUGGCACUCCCCAUGUUUGACGGGAAACCGUCACAUUGUAUUUAUAGAUUGCAAAAAUAAAUUACGAUCAAGCUGGAAAAGUAAAAAUUGAACUGAUACACAAAAACAAAAACUACACCGCUACAUGCUUUUAUUGCAGAUUUUUAAGUGGAGCCUGUACGAACUGCGAAGGAAUUAUUUAUCAGAGGGUUAUGACUUUUUAAAGCCUAUCAAAUUUUACAGCUGAAGUGAUUUUUUUUCACACACACAGGAUAUUGAACCGAGUCAAAUAAGUUAUUAAAACAUGUAGCUUAACCCAAUUUCCUGCUGUAAAAGUUGAACUACAACAUGUAAAUGCCAUUCAUGUUUUUUUUUCUUCCUUAUGUAUUGUUUCAGUU